Messenger RNA from Apodemus sylvaticus (European woodmouse), 924 nucleotides. RefSeq names its product olfactory receptor 142-like. Gene Ontology annotation, biological process: G protein-coupled receptor signaling pathway. Lineage: Eukaryota; Metazoa; Chordata; Mammalia; Rodentia; Muridae. Gene Ontology annotation, cellular component: membrane. Bases 1 to 924 code for a protein of 307 amino acids. The transcript has a single exon. Gene Ontology annotation, molecular function: G protein-coupled receptor activity; olfactory receptor activity. The record is from RefSeq and is a predicted model, not a curated record.
AUGGCGAAAGAAAAUAAUGUAACUGAGUUAAUUUUCACCGGCCUUUUCCAGGAUCCAGAGGUGCAGAAGGUGUGCUUUGUGCUGUUCCUUCCUGUGUACCUGGCCACAUUACUGGGCAAUGGUCUAAUUUUUGUGGCAGUCAGUGCCAGUAAGACUUUGCAUUCUCCCAUGUACUUCUUCCUCAGCUCCUUGUCCCUGGUGAUCUGCUACUCCUCUACAAUUGUCCCUAAGUUCCUCACUGACUUACUUGCUAAGAUUAAAACCAUCUCCCUGAAGGGCUGUCUGGCUCAGAUAUUUUUCUCCCAUUUUUUGGGUGUGGCUGAGAUUCUUCUGCUUGUGGUGAUGGCCUAUGACCGCUACGUGGCCAUCUGCAAACCUCUUCAUUACAUGAACAUCAUGAGUCGUCAAGUGUGUCACAUGCUGGUGGCCGGUUCCUGGCUGGGGGGCUUCAUUCACUCCAUAAUCCAGAUCCUCAUCACCAUUCCACUGCCCUUCUGUGGUCCCAGUGUGAUUGACCACUACUUCUGUGACCUGCAGCCAUUAUUUAAGCUUGCCUGCACUGACACCUUUAUGGAGGGUGUUGUUGUGAUGGCCAACAGUGGUCUAAUCUCUAUAAUCUCUCUCAUCAUCUUGGUGACCUCUUAUGCUAUCAUCCUCAUCAGCUUGAGGAACCAUUCUGCAGAGGGGAGGCGCAAGGCCCUCUCCACUUGUGCCUCUCACAUCACGGUGGUCAUCCUGUUCUUUGGACCUGCCACCUUCAUUUAUCUGCGCCCUUCCUCCAGCUUCACUGAAGACAAGCUUGUGGCUGUGUUCUACACGGUCAUCACCCCCAUGCUGAACCCUAUCAUCUACACACUCAGAAAUGCAGAGGUGAAAAAUGCAGUGAGGAAGUUGUGGGGCAAAGGGAACCCAGAGACAGACUAA